Molecule: messenger RNA, 1817 nt
Organism: Moneuplotes crassus
Lineage: Eukaryota; Ciliophora; Spirotrichea; Euplotida; Euplotidae
Source: the annotation of a GenBank genome assembly
AUGCACUCAAGAAAUUUGAUUCAGAGCAGGAUUAGGAGAACUAAGAGUACGCCUAGAGGUGGUAUUAAUAAGCCUCAGGUCAAGACCAAAUUGUCUUAUCACAAGCGUGAUGAAGCUUUAAUUUUAGAGAAUCCUAAAUUUCAAAAAUUCGCUCUUGAUAAAUUUUAACCACGAUAAAAUCUCACAAAAUUUGUUGAUCCAGAAGUUGAAGAUGCAUGAUCAAAAGUACAGAGAUAGACAAAGUAAGAGUAUAAAGACGAUUCCUCAUACUGCGAACUACAGUAGUUACCUCUACAUGAAGAAUUCAAGCCAGACCUUGCACCAGAAAUAUAACAGGAUCAAGAAGAAAGAGCAUUUGGUUGAAAAGUACUUUGUUCCUAAAUCUGCUAAGAAGCCUACUGUUUCAAUGUACCCUCAGAAGUUUGAUACCAGCUCUGUUUCUAGAUCAAUAGAGGAUGUUAAAGAAAAUAGCAGAAGUGCCUCAAAAUAAGAGGAAUAAUUUAUCAACUAAUCGAGGAAAGAGCAGCAACCGGUCAGGAUCUCGCAGACGGAAGGGAAGCUUCAAGUUCCAGUCUAGCGCAAUUGAUAUGAGCAGGGUGUCUAAAUAAGGACGCACGGCUUUUACGUCAGGAAGGAGUUAACACUUUCGCUAAACUUUUCAAGAAAAAGGUUGAGCAAUACGCUGAGAAUCGAUAUAAGAUAGAGAAUUUUAAGAUGCAAUACAAAGAACUCUCAAAACUCAUAAUUAAUGAUGAUGAGAUCAAGAUCCCUAUAGAUUCUAUUUCCAAAUAAACAAGCUGAAAUAUGCAGCGAUAUCAUUGAAGACCUCUCCAUAGUUGCCAAUAUAACUUUCUUCUCAGACGAAGCUAACCCCUCUGAGAUUGCAGAAUUUGAUAAAUAUCUGGACACAAAGAGGAUGAAAAAGGCUGUACAUCCAAGACAUAAGAGGAGCAAGAAUACCAAUGAUCCUUUGGCUAGAAAGAAACCAUUGUCUAUGAUGCCGAGCCAUAACAAGACAUUUGUUCCUGGCUUAGCUCCAAAUUUUGUGAACAACAAACGACUGGUAAAAUUCCAGAUAUGAGGAAUUCAUUUUGGGAAAGAAUCUUGGAGGAAUAUUCUAAAAUAUGCUGGAGAAGCAGUCCAUCUCCAAGUUAUAGCGAUUAAUAAAUGUGUCAUAACUCAGCAAAUACUUGAAGAUCUAGAGAAAGCUCUCUUCAAGUGUGAGACAUGCCAUACUGUAGACUUAAGAGAUAACAACCUGACUGAUGAGUUUGGAGGUCUAAUAGUUAGACUCAUCCAGGCUCAGACUGAGAAAAGAGAUGGACUUAUAUGGGCCUACGACCUCAGAAAUGAAUAUCCCAGCCAUUUAGAUAAAGUGGGACUCAAGUCGAUCAUAUUGAGGAGAAACAAACUUGGAAAGUUGUUCAUGAAAAAGUUGGCAAAAUGGGUUGUUAAUGAUGAAUAUUUGAGACAUAUUGAUUUGUGAUAUAACAAGAUUGGUCCAGAAUCGUUAAAAACUUUCAUAUCUAAGCUCCAACAUAAUCAUGGGCUGGUAUCAUUAGAAUUUAGAGGUAAUCAUGGCUUCACUAAGGAGGUUCAGAGUAUGACUGUCUCCCUUCUUUUAAAGAAUAUUGAGAACUGUAAAAAGAGCCGAGCCAAAAUUAAACCUGAAUGGAUCAAGAAGGACGUUUUCGACAUUGAUAUCCCUAAAAAUAUCCACCAUAAAAUAGAAAACCCAAACAAAUUAAACAGCCAUAGCAUCAAUAUCAAUACACCUCUUCUAACUAAAUUCUAACUUCUCAAAAUUUCAAUAUUCA